Messenger RNA from Schistosoma curassoni, 1963 nucleotides. The record is from the annotation of a GenBank genome assembly. NCBI's taxonomy places the organism in Eukaryota, Metazoa, Platyhelminthes, Trematoda, Strigeidida, Schistosomatidae.
AUGAGUGACCUUGGGACUAGCCACCCUUCGGGUAGGUCCUGGGACCGUCCCGUUAAGUAUGGAAGCAGUAGCGGAUUGUCAGACUGUGUGGUUUCAUCAAAGAGCAAGACAAUUACCGUUUUCAUUUUUAUUCUCAUAAAUGUUUUGAAUUACAUGGACAGAUUUACGAUCGCUGGAGUUCCCGAGAAUGUAAAAAGCUACUACAAAAUAAACGACUCAAAACUAGGCCAGCUGCAGACCAUGUUUUUUGUAUUCUACACUAUUCUUAGUCCUAUUGCUGGUUAUCUUGGUGAUCGUUGGAAAAGAAAACGAAUCAUGCAGAUUGGUCUGUCGAUUUGGAUAAUCGUUACUUUGGCGAGUUCUUUCGUUCCUGCUCAUCUAUUCAGCUUAUUUCUAGCUACUCGCUGUUUUGUUGGAAUCGGUGAAGCCAGCUAUUCCACAUUGGCUCCAACAAUCCUAUCUGAUUUGUUUAUGGGGAAUGCAAGAACCAAAGUUUUAGGUCUCUUUUACUUUGCAGCACCUGUUGGAAGCGGACUAGGUUUCAUAGUUGGUUCAGAAAUAACUCGUCUGGCUGGAUCUUGGCAAUGGUCUUUACGAAUUACACCGAUUUUGGGCUUACUUUGUAUAAUUUUACUGAGUGUUUUGCAUUCAGAUCCGCCUCGUGGUGAAGCAGAGGGAGGUUCGCACAUGCGUACCACUUCGUGGUGGCUAGAUAUAAAGUCCCUACUAUCUAAUCAAGCCUUUAUGUUUAUUAGCUGUGGAUAUACAUGUGUCUGUUUUGUUUUGGGUUCACUUUCUUGGUUCGCGAUUGAUCUAAUCCAGUCGGCAUUGAAUGCAAUAAACGAUGAUCCUUCUGCCUGGAGGAAUUACAAUAUUCCCAUUGUUGUUGGAGCUUCAACAUGUCUUGCGGGUAUUUUUGGAGUCUUAUCUGGUGCAAAACUAGGUCGUUAUUUACGUCGAUGGGUUCCUGCGGCAGAUGCCUAUGUUUGUUCUGCAAGUCUUUUUAUAUGUGCUCCAUUCUUAUUCUUUGCUCUGGUGUCUCCAUCCUGGAAUUUCUAUGUAUGCAUUGUUCUUGUUUUCAUCGUCGAAUUUCUUCUAUGCAUCACAUGGGCCCUUGUGACUGAUAUGACUAUGAUCACUAAUAUUGGCCGUGGGUCUACUCAAGUCGAACGGCAAUGGUGUGACCUGAUUUACAUUGAAUUCACUCCUAGGCAGUGAAGGUUUCUCGGUGAUUGUAAAGAUCAAGCAAAAUUCUUACCAAAGUGAUUUAAUUCACUCGAUAAAACAAAUUAAAGAAGAAUAGAGUAUGGAUACACUACCACUUGGAUCCUAUGCAUAGCGUCCAUAUGAUCAACAUUGGCUAGUCAUCUUUAACCUUGACGAUAGUUGGUAAAUUGUUCAGCACUCACUAACCAAUCAUCUAGCAACAGGACAGUUUAAUUUAAUGGGUUACUUGACUAGGUCCUAGUAACAUUUCACUGAUGCUACAUACUCUUGUCUGGACUGCAUCCUUGGAAUGAUUUUAUUCUUGUUAUCAUACUGUUUUCCUCUAUUUUUACUCCUUGACAAUUGUCUUUUGGUUGCGCUUAAUUUAUUGAUUCAUAUUUUACCAAGCUUAUUGAAUUAUCAGUAAGUAAAUAAAUAGUCGAACUAGCUUCCUAUAUGAAUUGUGGCCUUAUAUUUCUCAGAUAAAUAAAUCUUUAAGGUUUCAUCAGUCCCAUUAGGUUGACGGCUAAUAAAAUCUCUUCAGAAAAACACGAAGUUUCCAUCAGGUUGUGCAACCUGUGGCACAGUCUAGAUUCCUGCUUGUCUAUCAACAGAUAAAGACACUAAUCACUAGUUUGAUUUGUAUUACUUUAUGAUUAUUGACUAGUCGAUUCCUUAACCAACCGUUAUAGCGAAUGCGAAACGAUAUGUAUUAAUUGGGAGAAUUUAAUCACAGAUUUCCUCAGUUCAUCAUUCG